AUGGAAGGUGUUGAUCUCACCAAGGCGAUGUUGAACAAGGGCAAGCAGAUGGCCAACGUUGCGGCGUCAGCUGCCAAUGGCAACGGCGGCAAGAAGAGGCGCAAGGGUACUGAUCUGAAGCCGAUCGUCACGAAUGAAGUUGGCGCGCCUGGGUCAGAUCCCGCCACCGAAUCUGGUGCCGCGGCCACCAACCCGAAGCCGGCCGGAGCCCCGUUGUCGCGAUCAUCAUCGUCAUCGUCCGCCGACGAGCUGGAGACCACCGCUGAGGAGGAAGAUUCGGAGGACUACUGCAAGGGCGGCUACCACCCGGUCGUUGUCGGAGAGACAUACAACAACGGCCGCUACGUUGUCGUGCGCAAGCUGGGAUGGGGUCAUUUCUCCACGGUCUGGCUGUCGCGAGAUACAACCACGGGAAAGCAUGUCGCGCUCAAGGUCGUCCGCUCGGCCGCCCACUACACCGAGACCGCCAUCGAUGAGAUCAAGCUCCUCAGCCGGAUCGUCCAGGCAAAACCCUCGCAUCCGGGCAGGAAACAUGUCGUCAGUCUGCUCGACUCGUUCGAGCACAAGGGACCGAACGGUGUGCAUGUCUGCAUGGUGUUCGAGGUGCUGGGUGAGAAUCUCCUGGGACUGAUCAAGCGCUGGAACCACCGUGGGAUUCCGAUGCCGCUGGUGAAGCAGAUCACCAAGCAAGUGCUGCUUGGGUUGGAUUACCUCCACCGCGAGUGCGGCAUCAUCCACACAGACCUCAAACCGGAGAACGUGUUGAUCGAGAUCGGUGAUGUGGAGCAGAUCGUCAAGGCCAAUGUGAAGGAGGAGACCAAAAAAGAAGACAAAGAGAAGGAGGACAAUCGCAAUGGGCGGAGACGACGACGGACAUUGAUCACGGGGAGUCAGCCACUGCCCAGUCCGUUGAAUACCAGCUUCAGCAGCUUCGACUUUAAACACAGCUCCCAGAACUCUCACAGCAGUCUCAGCCAGAUGGUGAACGAGUCAUCAGUCUCUUCAACAGAUAAGCCGUCGAUGAAGGAGACACUGGGUGUCAAGGAUGAGGACGAGCAACAGAAAACAAGGGAGAAGACAGCUGAUCUCCUAGAGAGAGAGGUGUCUGGAAUCUCUCUAGACAAAGGCUCGUCACCCAAGGAGCCAGAAGAUGAGUUCGACGCCAAUGUCAUCUCCGUCAAGAUCGCAGAUCUGGGUAACGCAUGCUGGGUUGGUCACCAUUUCACGAACGACAUCCAGACGCGGCAAUAUCGGUCACCAGAAGUCAUCAUGGGGGCCAAGUGGGGAGCGAGUACUGACGUCUGGAGCAUGGCCUGCAUGGUCUUUGAACUCAUUACUGGAGACUACCUAUUCGACCCACAGUCGGGAACCAAGUACGGGAAAGAUGACGACCACAUCGCACAGAUCAUCGAACUGCUCGGCCCGUUCCCCAAGUCCCUCUCUUUAUCCGGGAAAUGGUCCCAGGAGAUCUUCAAGCGGAACGGCGAACUGCGCAAUAUACACCGACUCCGCCACUGGGCCUUGCCGGACGUCCUGCGUGAAAAAUACCAUUACUCAAUGGAAGAGAGUAUGCGCAUCGGCGAGUUCCUCCUCCCGAUGCUCGAGCUUUCUCCAGAUAAGCGCGCCAAUGCGGGUGGCAUGGCAUCGCACGAGUGGAUGAAGGAGACGGUAGGGAUGGACGGCAUUGAUGUAGGGGUUGCACCAGGGACUCGUGGGGAGGGGAUUGAAGGAUGGGCCACCGAAGUCAAGCGGCGGUGA
Molecule: messenger RNA, 1758 nt
Organism: Penicillium lagena
Lineage: Eukaryota; Fungi; Ascomycota; Eurotiomycetes; Eurotiales; Aspergillaceae
Product: serine/threonine-protein kinase
Exons: 5
Coding region: 1-1758 (585 amino acids)
Biological process (GO): protein phosphorylation; regulation of mRNA processing; spliceosomal complex assembly
Molecular function (GO): protein kinase activity; ATP binding
Source: RefSeq, a predicted model, not a curated record